Molecule: messenger RNA, 3190 nt
Organism: Nymphalis io (European peacock)
Lineage: Eukaryota; Metazoa; Arthropoda; Insecta; Lepidoptera; Nymphalidae
Exons: 3
Coding region: 290-1834 (514 amino acids)
Source: RefSeq, a predicted model, not a curated record
AUGCCAUCGCGAGUUUUUAACUACAGUUUUGACUCGAUUUUUUUUAAGCAUUCCAUUUUUAAAUUGACUAUGCUAUGUUAAAUCUGUACUUAUUCGCUAAGCCAAUUUUCUUUUUGUUUGUUUGUUUUUUUAAGUGUUAUUGGAUUUAGUGCAGUGACUAUUUUUUUUCAAUGUUGUUUACACGACAUUGUUUAUUUAAUUUACAAAUCUGAAGGAGUGAAUGUGAAAACUCGAAAACGUCCGGAAGGACGGGCCGACUCUCCCUUCGCAUUUCCGCAACAGAUCAAUAAUGACGGUUAAGAAAGGCAGCCGGUGUGGCGGCUUAGCUGCAAUAUUGACCCGUCAGAAGCUACACAAUACUAAUCAACAGCUGGACAUAUCGGCCAUUAGUAAAUCAAAUCACAAUUACAGCACCAUUGUGGGUUUUAACGAAAAAGAUCAGCUACAACUACUUACAAAGGAUGAUAGCAAUGAAGAUGAUAAACAAAAGCUGAUCAAAGAUUACGAUAUAAAGGCCGGCAAGCAAGAGAACAUCUGUAUUGACGACAUCGCGAACUGUGUCAACAUUGACAACUAUCCGAAUUGUGAAAACACGCUGGUUUUUUACAUUACAAAGAAUUCAAACAAAGAGGCCAUCGCUCUUCGAUUUGAAAACGAACAGGAUUUCAAAAGAAUCUAUUUUACUUAUAAAUAUUUCAAAAUGCGAAACAGAUUGACAAGGAACAGUUACAGUAGCGACAGCUUGUUUUCCAAAAAGAAAAACGUCGAUUCGUACAACAAUAGGAACAAUGGCGUCGACGAUUACAAUUUGAUUGAUAAGACGCGAUCUGAGUUCGAUCUGAUGCAGACCGUCGACAAUGACGGUAUAACUCAUAUAUCUGUGCAGCAGAAGGGCUACAGCACGCGGUACGAGCAACCACUAAGUCUGAUUGGAUUAAAAAACGAGAGAGAUCAUGGUGAAAUAGAUAGUGUUAUUUAUACAGAUAUAGAUAUACCAAGUAAACCGGAGAAGAAGCGAUUGUUUCACAAAAAAUCUAAAGCUCCUCCGCCUCCACUGCUUAUCAACAAAGAAACUCCAAAGAUACUUAAGGGCGAAUUCGUGAGGGUGAAUGUUGAAAGAUCACCAGACGUUAUACCUAAAGAUAAUAAGCACAAUAAAAUACCUGAUAUUCUAAUGCUUAGAGAUAACAAAUCGAAAAAGAACAAUCAGAGCAAUCUGUGGACUGUUAGCAACAAAGUGACCAACGGCUACGAAUCUGAUAGAGAAGAGUGGAGAAGCAGCCGCUCACAGUUUUCAACAACCGCCUUCGACAGCCUCGCUCGGCCUACAAAAAUGGCGAUGGCGUUAACAUUCAAAAAGCCCCAAAGACUCGAACCAGUACCACAAUAUUUUCGCCUAACAAGCGAUUCAAAGCCCAAACUCACUCCCCUACCGUUCCGACCAAACAACUUUCUCCAAAGAGCACCGAGAUUACCGCGACCCAGCACAGAAAUCAAACGGAACCUCACAACGGAUCAUAGAAAAUAUAUGUCGCUGCAAAAUCUCGAAAUACCGAAGAAGCUAAGCGAACCAAAAAAGCAGAAUGAGAAAAAGGCGAAUUAUAGCAAUAUCUCGCACAGGAUCACGGGACUUACAAAUAAAUUACGAGAUUUAGGUAAUGGCAACACCAUCGGUAGAUUUAAAGCGCAAUCGCAUAGUGAUGUUGCGAAUUUAAAACCAGUAUUGAAAAUGAACGUUCAUGAUGGAACGAAGCGUUCGGUUGUAAGGACUUGUAGUGUAGAACCACCAAAGAAAGUUACAUUUAGUGCCUUCGCCACCGUUCAAGUAGUUUAAAUUUAAAAAGUUAUGCUGAAUAUUUGGCGGGGCCUUAAGUUAUAACCCUACAUAUAUAGUAUUAAGAAUAAUAAAAAUAAAUAUAACGGUUUGACAUUAAAAUAUUAUAUGUAAUAAGUAUUUAAUUGUUGUAAUUCUAUAAUUGACAUUAUAAAUAAUUUGACAGUAUAAAUAAUUCGAUUUGUUUCUUCACUUUGUCCUCAGUAACAAUUAAGCCUGAAUGUAUUUCCAAUUAAUAUAAACUAAUACUAGUAGGUAUGUAACAUAGUUUAGAAAACAAACAAAGGAAAAGGUAUUAUUUAAGUACAAGACAUGCUAUAAGUAGGGUUCCAAUAUCAAAGAUAUUUUUUCAUUUGCCUCUUUUAUACUGAUCGAUAAACAUCAAUUUUGUUAAAAUAUUACACAUACUUUGGGAUAAUUUAAUCAGUAUAAUGAUAAACGAUUACGAUAUGUAAUCAUUAAACUCGAUUACAGUAUAACGAAAGUAAUCAAAAAAGUAAAAUGAGUGAGUAAGUCAAGUAAGUAGCCCAGAGCAUCCCCGCACGCCCUCUUCAGAAUCAAUCAAAGUUAAUCGGUAAUCAUGAAUGCAAAUUGUAGUCGUAAAUUUUUUAAUCUGUUUGCAUUUUGCUUAGGCAAAUUACAGAUAUUUAAGAAAAACUUUUUUAACUAUAGUAUUAUUGAAUAUAUCAUAAACAAUAUGGUUAUGUAGACGGAUAUAUUUUGACAUUUAGAUGUGUUCUUCUCGCGGUAUGUACGGUAUAAAACUAGAUGCAACUUGGUUAGUCAAAGUUUGAUUUCCUGUUUUAAUAAUAGUCGGUGUAAUUUCUCAUUAACAAAAUCCAAGUUUGCUAGAAUGAUCAUAUUUACCCCUCCAAUUAAGUGUACAGCUUGUGUUAGGAGUGGGGACGGUAGCACAAGGGGCCAGGUCCGAACCAGCGACUUUUACAUCGCUAGGCGGCCCGUAAAUCAUUUGUGCUAAUGACUCUUCUACGAUCUAGGGAACCCUAUUUUAAUAGUGGCAACAAUACUAACUUAGUAUUUUACUAUUAAAUAUUUUUUAAUUAUUUAAGGGCGCGAAAAGUUAAAGCUGAUUAAAGUCUAAAGGUUUUGAGUGUUUACUUAUUUUUUGUUUUUAUUAUAUUGUUACGUAAUUCGUUAAAAAAAACGAAACAGGUCGGGUUUGUGUGAAUAUAAAAUUCGAUGAAAUUGUCAUUUAAACUUAUAUUAUUAAUAAUUUCAACGACGUAUUCGUUCGGGAAAUCAUUACGAAGAUAUUAAAAAAGUAUUUCAACCUAUUAGUUAUUUUAUAAGAGAAUUUGUAAAUAAAAUAUUAUAUUAUUUCUAAUCUUUUUAGUC